AUGAGUCGAACCCACAUGGCGGUGCUCUUGAGGACUCUGCUGCAGCCAGGGAGGCCCCCGGGAGUCUUGGGGCGCUCCCUGGGACGGCGUGAGGCCAGCCUGGGCACUGGUUCUGGGGCUGCGGUGCGAGUGCGGUUCGCCCCCAGCCCCACAGGCUUCUUGCACCUGGGUGGCCUCCGCACUGCCUUGUACAACUACCUCUUUGCCAAGAAGCACGGAGGGAGCUUCAUUCUGCGGCUGGAGGACACGGACCAGACCCGCCUGGUGCCCGGGGCAGCGGACAAUAUUGAGGACAUGCUGGAGUGGGCAGGCAUCCCCCCUGAUGAGAGCCCACAUCGGGGAGGCCCCAGGGGGCCCUACCUGCAGUCCCAGCGGCUCGAGCUGUACGCCCAGGCCACGGAAGCUCUGCUGAAAACCGGGGCUGCUUACCCCUGCUUCUGCUCUUCACAGCGGCUGGAGCUGCUGAAGAAGGAGGCCCUCAGGAUCCACCAGACACCCCGGUAUGACAAUCGGUGCCGGAACCUGAGCCAGAAGCAGGUAGCUGAGAAGUUGGCCAAGGACCCCAGGCCUGCUAUCCGCUUUCGCCUGGAGGAGGAGGCACCAGCCUUCGAGGACUUGGUGUACGGCUGGAAUCGGCAUGAAGUAGCCAGUGUGGAGGGGGACCCGGUCAUCCUGAAGAGCGAUGGCUUCCCCACGUACCACCUGGCCUGCGUGGUGGAUGACCACCACAUGGGCAUCAGCCAUGUGCUGCGUGGCUCGGAGUGGCUGGUCUCCACUUCCAAGCACCUGCUGCUCUACCAGGCCCUGGGCUGGCCGCCACCUCGCUUUGCCCACCUGCCCCUGCUCCUCAACAAGGACGGCAGUAAGCUGUCCAAGAGGCAAGGGGACAUUUUCCUGGAGAGUUUUGCUGCUGCCGGCUUCCUACCAGAUGCCUUACUCGACAUCAUCACUAACUGUGGCUCAGGGUUUGCAGAGAACCAGAUGGGCAGGACCUUGCCAGAGCUGGUAGCACAGUUUGACCUGACCCGGAUCACCUGCCACUCGGCCCUGCUAGACCUGGAGAAGCUCCCAGAAUUCAACAGGCUGCACCUGCGUCGGCUGGUGAGCAAUGAGACCCAGAGGCGCCAGCUGGUGGGGAAGCUGCAGCUGCUUGUGGAGGAGGCAUUUGGGAGCCAGCUGCCAGACAGGGCUGUCCUAGACCCAGCCUAUGUGGAGAGGAUCAUCCUGCUGAGACAGGGUCACAUUUGCCGCUUGCAGGAUUUGGUCUCCCCGGCACACUCCUUCCUGUGGACUCGCCCUGCUGUGGGUCGAACGCAGCUGAAUGCCAUCUCAGAGCAGGUGGAUGUGAUUGCCAAGCGCGUGCUGAGGCUUUUAGAAGGACCUGGCGCCAGCUUAACUCAGGACGUGCUGAAUGCAGAACUGAAGAAGCUGUCCGAAGGUCUGCCCGGCACCAAGUACAGUAACGUGAUGAAACUCCUCCGAGUGGCCCUCAGUGGACAGCCGCAAGGACCGCCUGUAGCUGAGAUGAUGGUGUCCUUGGGACCAAAGGAAGUGCGGGAACGAAUACAGAAGGUGCUUUCCAGCUGACGGAGAUGUGCCAGGCGGCGGAGGUGGCCUAGGAACCUGUGCGUGUGGAGACUGCCUUCGGAGGGGAGGAGUGGGUCCUGGGACCCAUCGGGAACUUGUAGCAGGAACCAGAGGCUGGGUGCACACAGUGUAUACAUGGCUCACACAGCCCCGUCCUCGCCCUCUGGCUGGGAAGCCCAGCAUCUUCUCACCUCCCUGCGUCUACAGAGGACGGCUCACGUCUGGUUCCAAUACCACAUUACAUGGCAGAGGUUUCAAGAUGGUUCCUAGAACAAUCCAGCGGGCUCGUGUGUAGGCUGCCCGAGCUGCAUAACAAAUGCCACGGAGUUGGGGGCUUAAGCAACGGAAAAUCAUUUCCUCACUGUCCAGGAGGCUGGAAGUCUACAAGGAAGGUGUUGGCAGGUUUCUUUUCUCCUUGGCUUGCUGAUGGCUGCUUUCUGCUGUCCGUACGUGUCAUCGCCCUGAGGGUGCCCUUGGUGCCUCUGGGUGUCCAAAUGUCUUAGGACACCAGGCAGGUGGGAUUAGCACCCACCCUAAUGGCCCAGUUUUACCUUAAUCGCUUUUUUAAAGGCCCAGCUGCACAUACAGUUAACAUUCUGAGGUCUCGGCCUUAGGGCUUCAGGAUACGACUUUUGAGGGGACACAGUUCAGUGCAUGACAGCUUGACAGCAGCCUGGACUCAGUUCUCGGCCCAGCUUGGACUCAGAGUGGCAGGGCUGAGCUGAAAGUCACUUUCUCGGGGGCUCAUCACGGGGCAAGACUCAUCUGUCAGGGUGGGCUGGGGAGGAGCACUUAUGUCUUACACUUUUUUUUGUCCUGGACUUGGGGCAGCCUGCCUCCCUUCCCUAAAGGCUGUCUGCUCCUCUCCCAGUUCUUCAGAGCUGGUCCUUGAACUCAGGCCUUCACCCUGCCUCGUCUGCAUCUUUUAUUCAUAUCUACCUCCUCCUCAUAUCCACUACUGUCUGAAAUGAGAUGUUCUUGGGUGAAGAGAAAUGGCUAAAGUAAAGGGAAGACAGUGGCUGGGAACAGAGACCCGCAGGCUUCUAGGUGUCCCGGCGGCAGCCAGCCUCUGAGAGGCCCCGCCAUUGCUCCCUCUUGGUGUCACCCGGAUAGGGCUCAGUUGAGAUGCAUCAUGGCUUCCUUCUUGUUCUCCUGGGUCCCUUACUCUGCGGGAAACCACUUCCACGGAAGACAGGCAGCCCUGUGGAGAGGCUCAUGUGGCAGGAACCGAGGCCUCCUGCCUACAGCAGGUUCGUGCCCAUCUCGGAAGUCGGUCUUCCAGCCCCAGCCACGCCUUCAGGUGACCACAUUCUGCCGACGUCUCGACUGCAACCUUCACGAAAGAGCCUUAGCCACAACCACGAAGCAAGGCUGCUCUCAACUGUCAGACACACAAAUGACGAGGUAAUCAGCGUUCAUUGUCUGCAGCCACUAGGUUUUGCCCUGCCGGGUGGCUCAUUUGGUCAGAGCACCAUCCUGAUGCACCAAGGCUGCAGGUUCAGCCUCUGGUCAGGACACAUGCAGGAAGCAACAGUGGGUGCAUGGGUGGAGUGACACUUUGAUGUUUCUCUCCCUCUGAAAUAAGUCAAUAAUAAAGCUCCUAGGUUUAAGGAUAAUUUGUUGCCCAGCAAGUGUUAGCUCUUACCCUCUCCUUGUCCACGGGAAAAGGGAAAGGGGAUAAAGAAUUUGGUGAGCCUGGCUGGUAUGGCUCAGUGGCUAAGCAUCAACCUAAGAACCACGAGGUCACGGUUCAAUCCUGGUCAGGGCACAUGCCUGGGUUGCGGGCUCCAUUCUUGGUAGGGGUCGUGCAGGAAGUAGCCAAUCGAUGAUUCUCUCAUCGAUGUUUCUGUCUCUCCCUCUCCCUCUCUGAAAUCAAUAAAAAUAU
Molecule: messenger RNA, 3472 nt
Organism: Eptesicus fuscus (big brown bat)
Lineage: Eukaryota; Metazoa; Chordata; Mammalia; Chiroptera; Vespertilionidae
Gene: EARS2
Product: glutamyl-tRNA synthetase 2, mitochondrial
Exons: 9
Coding region: 1-1587 (528 amino acids)
Biological process (GO): glutamyl-tRNA aminoacylation
Molecular function (GO): ATP binding; glutamate-tRNA ligase activity; tRNA binding
Source: RefSeq, a predicted model, not a curated record